AUGCAUUUGGAUUCCGGUGUAUUGCCACGUCGUUAUAUUGAUUCUGUUACAAAACAACCUUCGCCUGAUAUUGAAGACCGCAUUAAACGUAUAACAGACACAACAAUGACGCCGGUUGGUCUAUGGUCAAGGCUACGCGGUCCGGCUGCAACACGAGAAACUCGAAUGGAAGUUGUCGCAUGGAUAGCUGUAUGUAUAUUUCACUGUAAAUUAGAAGGUGGCUUCGUUCGCGAUUGGAUAGUAGCCAACCAAACCGCUCGACCACCAACGUCUAUACAACCCAAACAAUGGGUUACACGCCCAAAUAAGAUUCCUUGCAUAGACAAAGCCUGUAUUCCAUCGGAUCUCGAUUGCCAAUUACCAAUAGAUCACUAUUUUGAUAUUGAGCAUUUUCUUGAUGAAAUGCAUAAGUAUGAAAUUCAAACAGAAGUAUUUCGAGAAAAUUGGCGCUAUAUUUUACUUUUUGAUGAAGAUUAUCCUACUGGUCCGUUUACCAUGGAUUUAAUCGAACAUCACAUAGCAGCAACGCACGAUCGAAUUGAUUUUGACGUCAAUAAUCUUUAUGUCAUGCGUGGUUUUUGUACAGACUUGGGACAACGUGUUAAUCUAAGUCAUGAGCCAUUCUUGAUUGAUUUAGAACAAAUUGUUCAAAAGAUAAAACAAAAACAGUUCAGCAUACUUCGUCCACUUGAUGACAUAAUGAAAGUUCGCCGUGAUAAGAUGAUAGCUCGUGGAUGGAUACAAAUUGGAGAAGAACAAAACUAUAUACCGCCUCCAAAAGACAAGAGUAAAGACAAAUUCGUUGUUACUGAAGUACCGAAAAGCUCACCUAUCUAUCAGUUGAUCGAAAACAAAAUGCAAACUAUCCCUAACGUGAAAGUUCAAAAAUUGGUGCAAAUUCGUAAUCCAGGUCUCGAUGACGUAUAUCAUUCAAUGAAAAACUUAAUUAGUGGUCAAUGUGUCAAUAACAAUGCAAACGAAUUAUAUCUUUUUCAUGGUACAAGUGCUGAUAACGUCGAAAGUAUAAUGGAAAUGGGUUUUGAUGAUCGCUAUUUUAGCAGUGAUGGCCUUUACGGUCACGGGGCUUACUUUGCUGGCAAUCCUCUCAAGUCUCAUCAAUAUACGAAAAAAUCAGAAGUGGAGCAAACUUGUAAAAUGUUUUAUUGUAGAGUAACACUUGGACAAUUAUACGAUAUCACAGUAACAGAUCGCUCUCUAGUUGCUGCCCCAAAGAACUAUCACUCCGUUUGUGGUUUGGCAAAUCCAAGCAUGCCUGAAUACAUUGUUUAUCGCAAUGCUCAAGCUUUACCAUACAUUCUUAUUACUUACACAGCAUGA
Rotaria socialis is the source of this 1338-nucleotide messenger RNA. NCBI's taxonomy places the organism in Eukaryota, Metazoa, Rotifera, Eurotatoria, Philodinida, Philodinidae. The record is from the annotation of a GenBank genome assembly.